Messenger RNA from Neoarius graeffei (lesser salmon catfish), 1661 nucleotides. It is a transcript of the gene cep44, whose product is annotated as centrosomal protein 44. The record is from RefSeq and is a predicted model, not a curated record. Bases 185 to 1219 code for a protein of 344 amino acids. The transcript has 11 exons. Gene Ontology annotation, cellular component: spindle pole; centrosome. Lineage: Eukaryota; Metazoa; Chordata; Actinopteri; Siluriformes; Ariidae.
UUUGGGAUUUAACCAUGGUCGAUUUUUUCGGUAAAGCUAAGUAAGGCGAAUGCUAUUGAAGAAGGCUGAAGCUGAUUAAUAGUUACUGUGCCUGCUUUCUCAGUGCUGUGAGAAGGCUGUGGCGGUAAUGAGAGGACUAACGGCUGCUUGUCGGUGUGCAGGCUGAGGGAGGAAGAAGGCGAGCAUGGCGACAGGGGAUGUGAAAGGAAGUCUCCGGAAGCUGCAGGCUUGUCUCCGCUCUGUAAAAUACCCCAGAGAUGUGGACUAUCAGGGGUUAGCUAAAGGAGAUCCGUCGUGCUGUCUCCCCAUCGUCAGCUACGCCUUCACCUCCUUCUCCACUGCUGUGGCUGAACAUCUGGUGGAGUUCGGCAUCGAGCUCACAGGAAAAAAUGACCUGAGCUUCAUGGAGUCUGUUUACAAGAUCCUGCGUGAUCUCUUCAAUUAUAAACCCCUGUUGACUAAGCAGCAGUUCCUGCAGUUUGGUUUUGCUGAGAGGAAGAUCGCUCUUCUCUGCGACAUCAUUGGCUUCGUCCUGGACAAACACAAACAGCUCACUAAAGGCACCAAGCCUGUUGGUCAGCUGAGAAGGAGGCAGCUCUCUCGUUCUGACUCUAAAUCUGUGGAAUGUUCACCACCCAGAGAGACCCAGAGGACACCAGGCCAGAGAGUAGUUUUGAGCAGAUCACUGGUGGAGAGGCACCUGGGUCACCGAUCUCCAACUUCACAAGUCAGCUUCUCCUCAGACGAUCAGCAGGUGCACGAGGAUCAGGAUGAGAAGGAAAGGCCGAGACCUCGUGACCGAGAUGUUCCUCGACCUGUAGAUACACACCGGGAGUGUGUGUCGGGGAGCAGGUUGAGGGUGGUGGAGGCAGGUCUUCAGCAGUGUGUGUGCAGGUUGGAGCAGCAGCUGGCCAUGCUGGACGUGAGGGUGCAGGCUCUGGAGGAGAGCACAGCUGGAAAGAUCUGUAUAGAGCGCAGUGCGUGGGAGGAGCUAGAGAACCGGGUACUGCUGCUGGAGACGGGACUGACGUUAACCAGGGCACAGGAUCCGAUGAGAACAAGUGGAGUUACGAGUGUGGACAUGAGCCAACACACUGAUGAGAGCGCCAACCAAUUAUCAUCGUCCUCAGAGGAGAACAUUAAAGAGAGACUGGAGAGAAUUGCCAGUAUGAUGAAGGACACGUCCAGCCUUUUGAAGAAUAUCGAGCCGACAAUAUGAGUUUCUGAGAGUGUUCUUCAUCAUCAGGUGUGUUCAUCACAUCCAAGUGAAUGUAGACACGUAAAGGGAAAGAAAACCUCCUCGGAUGAUGAGCCGGGUUAAAUUCCUCGUCGUCGUAUUUAUUUAUACUGUUUAACGGACCAGAUGUAGUGAUGAUGUAAGCUGCUUCGUAGUGAAUUUAUAUUAAAACUUGUAUUUUUUUAAGCUCGGAUUAAUUUUCAUGCUGGAACUGCAUUUCUCCGUUGAAGUGCCGUUGAAGUGUCAUUGAAGUGCCUUGUCCAGUAGAUGUCCCUGUAACGCUGUACCUCAGGUUAACGUGCCUUUACUGCCCUCUGUGGUCUGUCAUGUGCAUCACCAUGAUGUUCCCAGAGGUGAAAACAUGAUGUUUGUAUUUUUAUAUCAGCCUGGCUUUCAAGUAAAACCACAGAAGUGAUGAAUAAUA